This is a messenger RNA of Malus domestica (apple), 1775 nucleotides long. NCBI's taxonomy places the organism in Eukaryota, Viridiplantae, Streptophyta, Magnoliopsida, Rosales, Rosaceae. The record is from RefSeq and is a predicted model, not a curated record.
CCCCUAUAAAUAGCUUCCAUUUCUCCCAAAAACCUUUGAGUCCAUUCUCAGUUGCGGAAAUUUGCAUCCACACUCUGAAACAUUCAUUCGGAUUGCAAAUAUUUCCACCUCACUAAACUCUCUCAGUUGUAGUGAAUCACCUUUCAGAUCUCCAAUUCGCCAAAGCACUUUUGCAAAACGUAAUUACAAGACGGUUUUUAUGCUAUUCGCAAACGCUCUUUUUACCGCGAAGUAGGAGUACAUUAUUGCAUACCUCCGUCUGCAAUCUCUUGGGUCGUCAAUGGCGGAUCGGCUGCGUAGUUUAUUUAAGGGCGAGGUCCUCACUUACGCCUAUCUUCUUCUCUACAUCGCUCUCUCCAGCGGCCAGAUCUUCUUCAACAAGUGGGUUUUGUCGUCCAAGGAAAUAAACUUCCCUUAUCCUCUUGGAUUGACUCUACUUCACAUGGUCUUCUCCUCUGUCUUGUGCUUUUUACUCACGAAAGUUUUUAAGAUUUUGAAGGUUGAGGAAGGAAUGACUGUAGAAAUAUACGUGACAUCAGUAAUACCAAUAGGUGCAAUGUUUGCAAUGACUCUUUGGCUGGGAAAUACUGCCUACAUGUAUAUUUCUGUUGCAUUUGCACAGAUGUUGAAAGCAAUCAAGCCAGUAGCUGUUUUCAUUCUUGGAGUAGCAGCAGGACUUGAGGUAAUGAGCGGCAGAAUGCUGUUGAUCAUGUCAGUGAUAAGUUUUGGUGUUCUUGUGGCUUCUUACGGUGAAAUAAAUAUCAGCUGGAUUGGAGUAGUUUAUCAGAUGGGAGGAGUUGUUGGAGAAGCUUUAAGACUUAUUUUUAUGGAGAUUUUUGUUAAAAGGAAGGGUCUCAAAUUAAACCCAAUAUCUCUCAUGUACUAUGUUAGCCCGUGCAGUGCUGUUUGCCUAUUCAUUCCAUGGAUCUUUUUGGAGAAAUCAAAGAUGGAAGAAAAUAGCUCAUGGAACUUUCCCCUGCUUGUGCUAACACUCAACUCUCUGUGUACUUUUGCCCUCAACUUAUCAGUUUUCCUGGUGAUCACUCAUACAAGUGCCUUGACCAUUCGCGUUGCGGGAGUUGUCAAGGAUUGGGUGGUUGUCUUAUUGUCUGCCAUUAUUUUUGCUGAUACAAAGCUCACUCCUAUAAAUCUGGUCGGUUAUGCCAUUGCCAUAGCAGGUGUAGCGGCAUAUAAUAAUCACAAGUUAAAAAAGGAAGUCUCUAAAAGCAACUCUGACGAACCUGAAAGUUCUCAACCUAUACUAAUGGCUGCACCAUCAAAUUCCGACAAGUAGCGAUGUCACAGGAGCAUUCAGACUAGUUAUUUUUGAGUGGCCGUUGCAAUUUACAUAGCUGGAUGGAACUCUAUAAAUAAUUUGAGAUUACGGUUUGUUGAAGCUUCGGUGGUUAAGGGCUUCCCUGUUUGUUAUCAUUGUUGCAGUUGCUCCUGUGGCGGUGUAAAUUUUGUGGCGGUUUGAAGCAGAACUGCCAUUCAAAGUAUAAAGAUGAGAAAUUCACACAAUUGUAACAUCAUCACAGAGGUAGGCAUUUCAAAAGUUGGUAUACUUCUGCUAAUCAUAGAUGAUUUGUAUGCAAAGCAAGUGCCAUUGUCACUGUCAUAGAAACUCUCUGUUUAUAAAUUUCCUGAUAAAUCUUUACAGCUCACAUUUGUAUCACAGCAUGGGCAUAUACGAUGCUUACUCUCUGUACAAAGAUUUAUACUUUGAACCUCGACUUUUUCCAUGGUAAAUUAUGUUCAGAGAAGUUUGUACCCCC